Molecule: messenger RNA, 1035 nt
Organism: Aaosphaeria arxii CBS 175.79
Lineage: Eukaryota; Fungi; Ascomycota; Dothideomycetes; Pleosporales
Exons: 1
Coding region: 147-635 (162 amino acids)
Source: RefSeq, a predicted model, not a curated record
CUUAGAUACACUACCUAAGUAUGUAACUAUUCUAUCUAUUUUCUGCCUGCUUUCUCUCUGUCUUCUCUCCUUCAACUCAGAGUAAAAACAUCUCCCAUUUCACACAACACUUCAGACGCAAUCACAAAGUCAACGAGUAUCAAACCAUGUCCAAUCAAUCAACUUCCCCCGCCGUCUCUUCUAUCCUCCCCACCUUGACUACCCUCCUGGGCCUGACUGGCGUUGUAACAGGCGCAAAUGCUCUUUUCUCAUCCAAACCAAUCGACGCCAUCCGUCCAUUUGGCCUGCAGAAGCCUAUUGCUGCAAACCCUAGCACCGACAACGACCCGCUGACAACGGCGCUCGUUCAUGUCUAUGGGAUCCGAAACAUCGGAGGUUCAUUGGGCACUCUUGGACUGACCGCAUUCUGGCAGAGGCAGGUUAAGGGAAGUGUUGCGGAGAGCGUGGCAAGGAGAUGUCUGGGGUUGAGCAUGCUACUUGGUACAGUGAUCGGUGUUGGUGAUGCGCUGCUUGUCAAUCGAUUUGGAGACAAAGUUGGUGGGGAGGUUGGGGCAGAGGCAAAGAAGGCGGGGCUUGGACACGGAGUGGCGGCGGUGAUCAUCGCUGCCAUCGGCUCGAUGCUGUUGUGGGUCUAGCUGUAGACUCGGAUACUACUCCAUACUCCCUACAAACAGCAGGGAAAAGAAGGGUUGAAGGGAUUCCAUAUCUAUGUUUUGUUUCUCCGAAGUAGGUAUUGUGUAUUGAUCGAGUAUGAAGGCGCGAAAUCUGUACACCAUGUUCAUACUACCAAUUAGCCUGAUGAAAGUGCUGCCAUUGUAAUGCAUUCAUGCUUACAUCUACUCGUAGCGCGAAGUAAGAAUAGACGACCCCUUAAGUGCGCUCGAGUCUCUAGAGAAAAGGAUUAUCAAUGAGUUCUAGCUCAGGUCUUGCAUUAGAAGAGAUAGUUUUCAGACAUCGCUCAAGAGAAGUAGUGCUGUAUACAAAAGGUCUAACAGAUUUAUUAGUACAUCUCUGCCUGUCUUCCCGCCUCGCGAG